CGACCUUCAAUCAUUCAAUGUGACUUUAAAAAUUGAUAUGAAAAAUAGAGGGGAUAAAUAAUUAGCUUCCAGCCAAUAUAAUUUAUGUUACCAUCGAUUCGCUUACGGACACGGAGAAAAGAAAUUUUUGUUUAGGAUUUUUUAACCUCUAAUCAACAGGUGGCCACAAUGUCUGGAAAAGGAGAUAUAGGCCUUAUUGGAUUGGCCGUAAUGGGUCAAAAUUUAAUCUUGAACAUGGCAGAUCACGGAUUCACCGUCGUAGCAUUUAAUAGAUCUAUUGAAAAGGUGCAUGCUUUUUUGGCUAACGAGGCUAAAGGAAAAAGUAUAAUUGGGGCUGAAUCAAUCCAAGAUUUAGUUAACAAAUUGAAAAGUCCUCGCCGUAUCAUGUUGCUCGUUAAAGCUGGGAGUGCCGUAGACAGUUUUAUCGAUCAACUUGUACCACUUCUUGAAAAAGGUGAUAUCAUUAUCGAUGGAGGUAAUUCAGAGUAUCAGGACAGUCAAAGGCGCACAGCAGACUUGGCAGCCAAAGGGAUCAGAUUUGUUGGAGCAGGGGUGUCAGGUGGUGAAGAAGGUGCUCGUUACGGGCCCAGUUUAAUGCCUGGCGGAAAUCCGGAAGCCUGGCCAUUUAUUAAGGAUAUUUUCCAAAGUACAGCCGCCAAAGCUGAUGGUCAACCUUGCUGUGAGUGGGUGGGUAACGAUGGUGCUGGACAUUUUGUUAAAAUGGUACAUAAUGGUAUUGAGUACGGAGACAUGCAACUUAUUGGUGAAAUUUAUCAGUUAAUGUCUUCUAUUGGAAUUAGUCAAGAAGAAAUGGCAAACACCUUUGCCGAAUGGAAUAAGGGAGAAUUGGACAGUUUCCUUAUAGAAAUCACUAGAGAUAUUUUGAGAUUCAAGGACAGUGAUGGUCAAUAUUUGCUUCCCAAAAUACGAGACACCGCCGGACAAAAAGGCACUGGCAAAUGGACAGCAAUCGCUGCCCUUAACUACGGGGUACCAGUAACCUUGAUCGGAGAAGCCGUGUUUAGCCGGUGCUUGUCUGCUCUUAAAAACGAGAGAGUUAUCGCCAGCAAGAAACUCUCAGGACCUACAACAAAAUUCACAGGAUGCCAGAAGCAGUUCCUUGGAGACCUAAAACAAGCUUUGUAUGCUGCCAAAAUAGUGUCGUAUGCACAAGGUUUCAUGUUGUUACGCGAAGCCGCUAAAGUACACAACUGGGACUUGGACUACGGUUCCAUUGCGUUGAUGUGGAGGGGUGGUUGCAUUAUCAGGUCAGUUUUCUUGGGGCAAAUCAAAACGGCGUUCGAUAAAGAUCCAGGUUUAACGUCCCUUCUUUUGGAUCCAUUCUUUUUGAAUGCCAUUACAAACGCCCAAGCAGGAUGGAGAAAUGUUGUUGCGACAGCAGUUACAAUAGGUGUGCCAACGCCAGCGUUGGGAACAGCACUUGCAUUCUACGAUGGGUAUCGUUCUGAGCGCCUCCCAGCCAAUCUUUUGCAAGCCCAGCGUGAUUACUUUGGCGCACAUACUUACGAACUGCUUGGGAAAGAAGGCAUUUUUGUGCAUACCAAUUGGACAGGAAAGGGUGGAAAUGUUUCCGCAUCAACAUAUGAUGCUUAGGAGCGUUAUGAUUAAAACUGCAUCGAUGGUUAUUUGUUAUUCCAUUAUUUAUGUACUUCUGUGUUGAUAUAAGGUUUUUUUGAAUUAAAUACAGUAUUGUUUUUA
Molecule: messenger RNA, 1719 nt
Organism: Anoplophora glabripennis (Asian longhorned beetle)
Lineage: Eukaryota; Metazoa; Arthropoda; Insecta; Coleoptera; Cerambycidae
Product: 6-phosphogluconate dehydrogenase, decarboxylating
Exons: 5
Coding region: 169-1614 (481 amino acids)
Biological process (GO): pentose-phosphate shunt, oxidative branch; pentose-phosphate shunt
Cellular component (GO): cytosol
Molecular function (GO): phosphogluconate dehydrogenase (decarboxylating) activity; NADP binding
Source: RefSeq, a predicted model, not a curated record